AUGGUACACCAAGUAAAGAAGAAAUUCUUUUAUGGGUUUGUGGGCCUCGUUGUGGGGGCUACAUUGUAUUCAAUGUUUUUUACCACCUUCAAGCCCUCUAGCCGACGAACGAUAUCGAAAAAGCAAUCCAAGAAGAAGGACACAGAGGUGGUCAAGGAUGACAUUCCCAUUGACAUUGAGGCUAAGCCAGUGGAAGAGAUGAGCAGAACUGAGUUGUUUGGCUUUUUGGCAAAAGUAAGUUGGGCUUUACAGUCUUUUUUUCUUUUUUUUUACAUUUUGUUGACGCUAACCGUGAAUAGCGUAGACAGUACCCGUCUCUUGAUACACCGCUUGGUGAUCUAA
This is a messenger RNA of Komagataella phaffii GS115, 342 nucleotides long. RefSeq lists its product as hypothetical. The record is from RefSeq and is a predicted model, not a curated record. NCBI's taxonomy places the organism in Eukaryota, Fungi, Ascomycota, Pichiomycetes, Pichiales, Pichiaceae. The transcript has a single exon. Bases 1 to 342 code for a protein of 113 amino acids.